AUGUCUGGAAAUAAUUCUCAGGCCGCGGCAGACCGGAUAAAGGCGUGGGCCGUCUCAAAUGCUAAGGGACUGAGCAGGGCUCAAGCUGAACGUGCCGCGGAAGCUGCUGCCCGCAAUGUCAAUGCCUAUGGGCAGAAGGAAGAGGGGCCAAGCCACUGGCAAGAGAGGAAGGAAGCCAAGAGGAAGAUGUAUCUGAUGAGCACGGAGCAGCCUGUGAGGCUAGGUGUGAGGCCAAAUGCCGUACCAACUUCUUCCUCUGGUCGCCAAUGUCAGAAGUGCUUCCAGCCCGGGCACUGGACGUAUGAGUGCAGGAACGAACGGGUCUACAUCUCGCGACCCUCGAGGACGGAGCAGCUUAAGAACCCCAGGCUGAAGAAGAAAGUGUCGCUGCCGGCUUGCUCUCAGUUCGUGAACCCUGAUCUUGAGAAGGAGAUGAGACUGUUUUUUCAGUACCCGAUGCAGGAGGAAACGAAGCUGACGGGAGCAAAGCAGAAGAACGAGAAAUCUGAGAGAAAGAAGGUAAAGAGUAACAGGAAAUUUGCUAAUAUUUCCAACAGAAAACAUCGUGCUUCGGUGUCACACACUGACCCUGACUCCGAAUCAUCAGCGAGUGGCUGUGAGUAUUCUUCUGAAAGCAGCAGUUCAAGCUACAGUUCGUUGGACUCGGAGGAUAGAAAUCAUCGAUGCAAGGCGAAGCAGAAGAAGAGAAGGCACCAAAGGGACAACACGUCUUCAUCCUCCUCCUCGGAAUCGGAAUCUGAGUCUAAACUUGAUUCCGACGAGAAGGGCAAGAAGCGUGGUUACAAGCGCCGAGUUUGAAGAGCCAGAGAAAGCGACUAAGACAAUCCAAACUUUGAGGAACCAAGGAGCAAAAACAAUCGAGUUCAAAAAGAGAAGAAAAUGGAGUAAGGCUACACAACAUCUGUCAUAUUAGAGACAAUUUUUGUUGGCUUUUGAUCGAUAGAUCAAUUUACCAAAACAGCAGGAGCAGUACGUGCAAGCUAGCUAGCAAGCAAACCGACAGCUUGAUUGAUCUUCCCUGUGAACAGCGUACGUGCGUGUCUAGCCGGGACUCUCGUACAAGCUAGCUAGAUCGAUUUGAUCGAUCAACUUCAGCGUAGUCGGCGAAACACUUAGGAUACUUGGCGACGGAAUAAACUGAUCAGGAGACUUUGAUGAUAGCUACAGGGGCUUGUCGCUCCUGGCUUUUUCUCUUUAU
Messenger RNA from Triticum aestivum (bread wheat), 1219 nucleotides. Its product is annotated as zinc finger CCHC domain-containing protein 10. The record is from RefSeq and is a predicted model, not a curated record. The coding region runs from base 1 to 819 and encodes 272 amino acids. The transcript has 3 exons. Lineage: Eukaryota; Viridiplantae; Streptophyta; Magnoliopsida; Poales; Poaceae. Gene Ontology annotation, molecular function: nucleic acid binding; zinc ion binding.